Messenger RNA from Teleopsis dalmanni, 2472 nucleotides. RefSeq names its product dnaJ homolog subfamily C member 7 (gene Tpr2). The transcript has 4 exons. Gene Ontology annotation, molecular function: protein binding. Bases 498 to 1997 code for a protein of 499 amino acids. Lineage: Eukaryota; Metazoa; Arthropoda; Insecta; Diptera; Diopsidae. The record is from RefSeq and is a predicted model, not a curated record.
UUUCUUGCAUUCGAUUUUACUCAGCAAAAACGAACGUGUUGGAGCAGUGCGGCGUCGUUGGAAAGAACUGUUAGUUAAAUUUUAUUUAAUUUAUGCAACUACAAAUUAUUAAUAACAAAUUAAGAUCGUCUAUAAAUACAUAUUCCUACGUACAUAUAUAUGUUUAGAUAAAAUAAACUUUACAGAAUUAUAGCGCCUAACAGUAAAAUUAAAACAAGUGUUCCGAAAAUUUCUCGUCAUAUUUCUUUGAUUUGGACGCGUGUGCUUUUUGGAGCUAUUUUGUGCUAAACAUUUUUUUUUGCUUGCUAAAAUCAAAUCGUUUCUUUCCAAACGAGUUCAUAGACGCGCACUUACUCGUACAACAACACAUACCCGCUAAAGGCUUUAACAAAAUUGCAAAAAAGUCUUAUAUUAAAUAAAAAUAAACAAGAUAAACAAAACAAACAAGUAUAUACUAAACAAAAAAAAAGAUAAUAGUCUUUGGAAUUUAAAAUUAAAUGGACGAAGUUAUUGUGGUCAGUGAUAGCGAGCAGGAGCUUACCUCAGAAAUGGACGUCGAUAUUAACUCUUUGGACGAUGUGGAAAUUGUGCCAAAAGAUAACUUGACCAUCGCAGAAGAAAAGAAAAAACUCGGUAACGAUCACUACAAAGCUCAACAUUAUCAGUCUGCAUUAAAAUUAUAUAAUGAUGCGAUCUCACUGUGUCCGGAUAUGGCCGCCUUCUACGGCAACCGUUCCGCAUGUUACAUGAUGCUGUCAAAUUACAACAAUGCUUUGCAGGAUGCCAGAACAGCUAUACGGCUUGAUCCAAAGUUCGAGAAGGCUUAUGUACGUGUGGUUAAGUGUUGCAUCGCUAUGGGCGAUAUUACCGGCGCAGAGCAAGCUGUUAAGAGUGUGAUGGAAUUCGAUCCAACAUGUGCAUCAAUUAAGGUCGAGGUAGAACAAUUACAACAAUUGCGAAAACUAGAAACUACCAUCAAAAGUAACUAUGAAGCAAAUUCGUAUCGUAACGUAGUUUAUUAUUUAGACAAUGCACUAAAGUUUUCUCCUGGUUGCAGCAAAUACCGUUUAUUAAAGGCUGAGUGUUUAGCAUUUUUAGGACGUUGUGAGGAGGCUGUUGAUAUAGCCGUCACUAUGAUGAAAAUUGACAGUAGCUCUGCGGAUGCCAUUUAUGUGCGUGGCUUAUGUCUUUAUUACACAGAUGCGCUGGAAAAGGGUAUAUUGCACUUUGAGCGUGCUUUGCAAUUAGAUCCUGAUCACGCUAAAGCUAAAGAAAUGCGUUCGAAAUGCAAAACAUUAAAGGAUAUGAAAGAAAAUGGCAAUGUACUCUUCAAGUCCGGUCGUUUUCGUGAGGCACAGGCUGUGUAUACAGAAGCGCUCAAAAUUGAUGAACUUAACAAGGAAAUCAACUCAAAAUUAUAUUAUAAUCGUGCGUUAGUAAAUUCUAAAAUUGGCAGCUUACGUGAUGCUAUUGCUGAUUGUACUCGUGUUCUGGAGAUUAAUGGUCACUAUUUGAAGGCGUUACUGUUACGUGCACGUUGCUAUAACGAUUUAGAAAAAUACGAGGAAUGUGUGGCUGAUUAUGAGUCAGCUUUGAAUAUGCAAAAGACUAGUGAAAUUAAAAAGUUACUGCGUGACGCAAAGACUGCAUUGAAACGUUCAAAAAGGAAGGACUAUUAUAAAAUCUUGGGUAUUACUAGAUCUUCAACAGAUGAUGAAAUUAAGAAGGCGUACAGAAAGAAAGCUAUGGUACAUCAUCCGGAUAGGCAUGCCAAUAGCAGUCCUGAAGAACGUAAGGCAGAGGAAAUUAAAUUUAAGGAGGUCGGUGAAGCUUAUGCAAUAUUGUCAGAUCAAUACAAGAAAUCGCGCUAUGACAACGGACAAGACGUUGAUGAAUAUGAAUCAGAAGUCGAUCCAAAUCAAAUGUUCAAGACUUUCUUCCAGUUCACUAAUGGCGGUAGCAAUGGUCGAACUGGCACAUUUAACUUUGAAUUUUAGACUAAAUAAUAUAUAUACACCCAACGUUGUCAAAAUAAAAAAAAUGUUAAAAAAUUAAAAAAAAUAAAAAAGCAGAAAAGAAAACAUGGUAUAUUAGCAGAAAGACUUCAAGACCUCAACUAGAGCAACAAGAACGACUAGAGCCACCACAGUCGAAGCGUGACGCGUUACAACACCAAAAACAAUAAAACAAUAAAAAAAUGAGAAACAAUAAAUGAAUUCAUUAAUAAUUGAAGAAAUAUAAUAUGUAGCCUUAAAACAAACACAUUCUAAAAUAGCAGUAAAUAGUAUAAACAUAGACCUAUGCCAAGAAACCUCUUUUCGGCUUAGUAUAAAUGACGUCAUUUAAAAGCCUUUAAAGCCGACAUUUUGUAAUUUAAUUCAUAUAAGCUAUGCACACUAGAAGGGAGAUAAAUAAUUAUCUUUCUGUUAAAAAAAAAUUCCUUAAGAGCAAACAAAUUUGAAUAAACUAAAU